Trichoplax adhaerens is the source of this 1116-nucleotide messenger RNA. RefSeq lists its product as uncharacterized. The transcript has 7 exons. The record is from RefSeq and is a predicted model, not a curated record. Lineage: Eukaryota; Metazoa; Placozoa; Uniplacotomia; Trichoplacea; Trichoplacidae. The coding region runs from base 1 to 1116 and encodes 371 amino acids.
AUGGCAGAUCGCAGUAGAAGGAGAAUCAACAUCGAAGGCGUGUUGCGAUUCGCAUUAGAACAUCAAGAUGCCCCAGCUGCUGGAGGAGAAAUUGCCUAUCAGCCUAUUUCGGAAGAUAGACGGACCUGGUUGAGAGCAGCAUUAGAUUUUUUAUCCAGCGCAGAAAGUGAAAUUGAUCGCUUGAAAGCUUGUACGGAAGUAUUGAAAAAAUCGGAAAUGAAACGAAAGGAGCGCAAUAUUGAUACUUAUGCUGAUUCCGAUGAAGACAAAAAAUUAGUUCUAAAUGCUUUGGAGGAGAUUAUUGAAAUUAUCGAUCAGAUCGAUAAUGCACGAGAUUUCUGUACUAUUGGUGGAUUGAAAUAUGUGGUUAAUUUAAUCGAGGAAAUCAAAAACAAUGAUAUCAUUAUUGCCUCAUGUAACGUAAUUGCCACCGUCACUCAAAACAAUCCAUCGUGUCAAGACUUUGCUAUUCGUUGCAAAGUUAUUCAGCCGUUACUAAAUUUGUUGCAAAACUCGGAUGUGACAGAAGUUAAGGUUAAAUGCGUAUAUGCAUUAUCAGGCCUGAUUAGAGAGCACAUAAAGGCCCAGGAGUCAUUCGCUGAAAACGAUGGAUACUCAAUUAUUGUUCGUUCCCUACAAGUGAAGGCGCCAAAAUUGCGAAUUAAAAUAGCUUUCUUAUGUAAAGCGUUGUGUGCUCAUCAACCUGAAAUUAAAGAUAUUCUACUUCGCGUUGGAUUUGUUGAUCACCUUGCUGUGAUUUUGCAGGAACCUCACAAUAGCUACCAUGAACACGUCUUGAGCGCAUUAGUAGCUAUAACCGAUAAUUGUGCUCCUGCCGUUGAAGCAUGCCGUCAAUCGCAUCUUGAAUUUGAAAAAUCACUACGCUCGAUCAAAGAUCAAAUUUUAUCUAGCCCUGAAUUACGUGAUUCACAGCAGCGAUACGAAUAUAUUAACGAUUUUAUUAUGGUUGAUGCUUAUCUCACUUCAGCAACGGGUACAUUUAUUUUGAGACUAGAUGUAUAUGAACGUCUAACUAUUUCAAUUUUAACUCUGUUGUUAACGUUAAGUAGCUCUUUAGUAUCAAUUAGAUCGAUUAAGUUUUUUCGUCGUAAUUGA